This is a messenger RNA of Verticillium dahliae VdLs.17, 1584 nucleotides long. Its product is annotated as lactose permease. Bases 1 to 1584 code for a protein of 527 amino acids. Gene Ontology annotation, biological process: transmembrane transport; carbohydrate transport. Gene Ontology annotation, molecular function: carbohydrate:proton symporter activity. The record is from RefSeq and is a predicted model, not a curated record. The transcript is spliced from 4 exons. Gene Ontology annotation, cellular component: membrane. Lineage: Eukaryota; Fungi; Ascomycota; Sordariomycetes; Glomerellales; Plectosphaerellaceae.
AUGAAACAAUCCAACUCCGCCUGCGAGCUCUCACCAACCAGAGACACCUCCCCAGUCGACCAGUCAUUAACGAACAGAAACCUCCCAACAAAGGAGGAAACGGCACUUCUUGAAACCCAGCUCGAAGAGUCUCUUGCCAACGCCCACGAGCACAAGUCUCCUACGCAAAUUCCAACUCUAUCGCCCGAGCAAACAGGCGAAAUGGCCCCCCUCCGCAGAUCUGGCCGCCAGCCGAGAGCCACGCAAAAAGCAUCACCAACCACAACAACCACCAAGGUCAUCAUCAAGAAGCCAAAAACCACACGACGCAAGAACUGGUCCGCCGAAGACCUUCUCACGAAUGCAAAGUCGCCAUUGGUGAACGGAGACAUCAGGGCUAUGCUCAGCGCCCCUGCCGCCUGGGAGAUCCUCACGGCAGACGAGCGCGCCGAGAUCAUCAUGCUGCUGCCGGCGGGAACGCCCAUGCUAGACGCUGGCACGCCCGAGGCCCGCCCCGACAUGGCGAGCCUUGCCUCUGACGACUCGUUCCGCCAUGACUGCGCCCGGUAUGCCGAAAACCUGGGCGAUGGCAAGCACGAUCCCCAGUGGCUGGAGGAGGCGUGGUCUGCACACGACGAGCGCGCUGCGGGGGAGUUUGAGGAGUAUCUCGAGCAUCACUUUGAGGAGGAGUGGGGCGUGAAGCUGCCCGAUGAGAUGAAGAAAAGUCUCAGUGUUCGACGGGAGGAUGGACGUGCGAGCCGCGAGUUGAGUGCGCCGGCGAAUGGAAAGAGCGAAGCCAACGGCACUGUCGAGGUGACGGGGGACCCGAGAAAUGGCACUGAAGAGGAGUUCGUUGCGGAGGAUGGGCCUCCAGAGCCAAAGUCGCCUGGAAUGGAAACGUCUGUUGAGAAGGAGACGAAUGAGAUGGAGAGAAUUGUCAAGGACGACGCCACGACGGGCGAGGAAGCUACCAAAGACGAGCAAGCCACCAUGGACGAGCAAGCCGCCAAGGACGAGGAAUCUACGCUGGAGCAUGACACUGUUGAGACCAAGGGGCGAAUCUGGGCAGCACGCGAGCACCCGGUCUUAACCCCUCUCGGCAUCACGAGCUUCACUCGCGGCCAGCCUCGCGUGUUCCUGACGGGCCUCAUCUACGUGCCCAUCAACGUGCUCGCGGGCCUCGCCGACGGCAACAUUGAGCGGGCGUCCGGGUACGCCUUCAUCGGCAUGAUGUUCCUCUACGGCAUCGUGUCGUCGUUUUGCUGGACGCCGCUGCAGGCGCUGUACCCGGCCGAGGUGCUGAGCACGGACAUUCGGGGCAAGGGGCUGGCGGCCAACAACCUGAUCGCCGGGCUGUUCGGCUUCAUCAACCUCUAUGCCAUCCCGACGGGUCUCGAGAACAUUGGCUGGCGGAUGUACACGAUUCUGCUGUCGCUGCACGUGGUACACUGGCUGCUCAUGUGGUUCGUGUCCGUGGAGACGAUGGGCCGGUCUCUGGAGGAGCUUGAGGAGAUCUUCCACGAUCCGAAGCCAAUCAAGAGGAGCAAGCAGUUCAACAAGGUUGUCGUCGGGUCGGGCGUGGGUGUCAAGGUGACGGACGCCUGA